This is a messenger RNA of Pogona vitticeps (central bearded dragon), 698 nucleotides long. Lineage: Eukaryota; Metazoa; Chordata; Lepidosauria; Squamata; Agamidae. The record is from RefSeq and is a predicted model, not a curated record.
AAAAAGCCUGGCAGAUGAAAAGUCUCAGCCGCUUGCAAAACUGGCCUGGGAUUUUUUUUGGUUAGGGCAGAUAGCAAGGGGAUCCUUAUGCAGCACCACGUGAAAUGAACAAAGCUCCACAGCCCUCAGGAGGAACCCCAUCAGCCCCACACCCUUCCCCUUCUCCUGGACUUCCACAGCAGGCAGCAUUUCCUCCUGGCCAGACGACACCUGUGGUUUUUAACCCAGCGCAAGCUACCCAAAUGAAUACGCCUUCCCAGCCUCGACAGUUUCCAGCAGGGCCUCGUGCUUUACAUCAGCAGGGAGGAUUCAGGUCUCUUCAGCAUUUCUACCAGAGCAGGGCCCAGCCUCCGACAAGUGCUUCCCGAGUGCAGAGUAAUACGUCGGCUCGGCCUGGCCCACCCACUCAUGUUUAUCCAGCUGCUUCCCAGGUGAUGAUGAUCCCCUCACAGAUCUCCUACCCUGCUUCGCAAGGCGCCUACUACAUCCCUGGACAGGGACGUUCCACGUAUGUUGUUCCGACACAGCAGUAUCCUGUCCCGCCAGGUGCCCCCAGCUUUUAUCCUGCAGCCAGCCCCACAGAAUUCAGCACCUAUGGUGCCUAUUACCCAGCCCAGAGUGUGCAGCAGUUCCCAGCUGCCCAGGUCAUGAUGAAUCAACAGCCACCAAUCCCGCCAAAGCGAGAGCGCAAGACGGUG